Messenger RNA from Solanum stenotomum, 1554 nucleotides. RefSeq names its product AT-hook motif nuclear-localized protein 20-like. The record is from RefSeq and is a predicted model, not a curated record. Gene Ontology annotation, cellular component: nucleus. Bases 428 to 1285 code for a protein of 285 amino acids. NCBI's taxonomy places the organism in Eukaryota, Viridiplantae, Streptophyta, Magnoliopsida, Solanales, Solanaceae. The transcript has a single exon. Gene Ontology annotation, molecular function: DNA-binding transcription factor activity; minor groove of adenine-thymine-rich DNA binding.
CUCUAAAUCAUUUCUUACUUACUCCCUUCUCAUAAUUCUCUCCUUUAGACUUUUUGUAAUGGUAUUUUUUUUCUUCUAAAACCAAAAAAAAUAAAUAAAGAUAUAUAAUAUACUAUGUAAUAUAAACUUUGUUAGUAUUAGUUUUUUCAAUCUCUAUAUGUGCUUUAUUCUCUCUUUUUUUUGGUUCUCCCUUUGGGUUUGAUUCUGUCCAGAGUUUCUGUUUUUCUUUAAUUUGCAUUUGUUCCUUAAUUUAGAUCUUCACUUUUGUUCUUUUUUUAAAAAAAUAAAAAAUAAAAAUAAAUUUUGCUAAUUCUAGCUUUCCAUAUAUAACCCUAAUUUUAUCAGUAGAGAUUCUUCAAGAUAGGUUCAACUUAUUUAGGUUAAAAAAUAAGCAAUAUUUUUGAGUUUGAGGUAAUAUUUUGCAAUUAUGGCUAAUUGGUGGGGUGGUCAGGUGGGCAUAUCCGGGCUUGAGUCAGGAUCUUGCCCACCUAUGCUUCUAACGAAGCAGGUUUCGAGUGGGAGUAGUGGUGAAAAUCAAGAAGAUAAUGAUAGAGAAAAUGGUGAUCAUGAGCCUAAAGAAGGUGCGGUUGAGGUUGGUAAUAGAAGACCUAGAGGUCGUCCACCAGGAUCCAAGAACAAGCCCAAACCACCAAUUUUUGUGACCCGGGAUAGCCCUAAUGCCCUCCGGAGCCACGUCAUGGAGGUGGCAGGAGGGACAGAUGUUGCAGAUUGUAUUGCACAAUUUGCGAGGAGGCGCCAACGUGGCGUUUGUGUACUUAGUGGGAAUGGCUCGGUUGCAAAUGUAACCCUAAGACAACCAUCAUCUCCAGGUGCUAUUGUUCUACAAGGAAGAUUCGAGAUUUUAUCAUUGACCGGAGCAUUUUUACCCGGUCCAGCCCCUCCUGGCUCGACCGGGUUAACUGUCUAUUUGGCCGGUGGCCAAGGACAAGUGGUUGGUGGUAGUAUUGUUGGGCCGUUAAUUGCUGCGGGCCCAGUAAUGAUUAUAGCUGCCACUUUUUCUAAUGCAACCUAUGAAAGGUUGCCACUAGUAGAAGAAGAGGAAGAGGUUGGAGGCGAUCGCCCCAGCCAAUCACAAGUACCGGCUGAAAAUUCGCCUCCAACCCUAGGUUCAAGUGAUGGAAGGCCACAACAACAACAUCAACAACAUGAAUUGCCUGAUCCAUCAUCAUUACCUAUUUAUAAUUUUACACCAAAUUUAUUACCAAAUGGUGGACAAUUGAAUCAUGAUGCAUAUGCUUGGGCAAAUCCUAGACCACCUUAUUGAGAUUUCUCAAAAAAAGAAGAAGGUGAAAUUUGAUGAAUAAAAGAAGGGUAUAUUAGGAUCAAGAGAUCAUAUGUAUUAAGGUAAUUAAGUUUCUAUCAAUGUUUGAUUUUAUACGUAGAGUUUAUAAUGUUUGUGUUUUGUAGGAAAAUGUUUUUUGGAAGAAGUAUAUAUAGUUAUAGGAUGGAGAAAAACUAUAUUACUUUUUCUAAGUAUAUAAACAUUUUCUCUUGUAGCUUUCAUUAUGGUUGAAAUAAAAUAUGGUUUAUUUC